Hipposideros armiger (great roundleaf bat) is the source of this 5223-nucleotide messenger RNA. RefSeq names its product polypeptide N-acetylgalactosaminyltransferase 4 (gene GALNT4). The record is from RefSeq and is a predicted model, not a curated record. Gene Ontology annotation, biological process: protein O-linked glycosylation. Bases 267 to 2003 code for a protein of 578 amino acids. Gene Ontology annotation, cellular component: Golgi apparatus. Gene Ontology annotation, molecular function: polypeptide N-acetylgalactosaminyltransferase activity. The transcript has a single exon. NCBI's taxonomy places the organism in Eukaryota, Metazoa, Chordata, Mammalia, Chiroptera, Hipposideridae.
CUGGAGAGUUUGUGAAAAGUUGUGAGGCUUGCCGGAGGAAGUGGGGAGAGGACUUGGGGCAGCGCGGCAGGCGGAAGGCUGAGAGGUCCCAAGUGAGCCCUGGGGGUCCCCGUGGCUGGAGAGGAGCCGAGCGCCUGCAUGAAAGCAGCGACCUGCUGGGAAGUUCGCUCCUACCUGCGCCGGGAACUGAAGUUGCGGAUCCCGCAGCCCUUCCUCUGCGUGGUGACUCCGGUGGCCGCGUCUGCGCCCUACCCCCGAGGAUCCGGAUGGCUGUGAGGUGGACUUGGGCAGGCAAAAGCUGCCUGCUGCUGGCGCUUUUAACUGUGGCCUAUAUCCUGGUGGAACUCUCGGUCUCUACUUUCCAUGCCUCCCCAGGAGCUGGCCUUGCCUGGGAGCGGGGUCCAAGGCAGCUCUCAGACCCGGAGAACAAGGCAGUGGAUUUGUCUCGACCGCUUUAUGAGAAGCCCCCUGCAGAUUCCCAUGCACUUGGGGAGUGGGGGAAAGCCAGCAAACUCCAGCUCAACGAGGCUGAACUGAAGCAGCAAGAGGAACUCAUUGAGAGAUAUGCCAUUAACAUUUACCUCAGUGACAGGAUUUCCCUGCACCGCCACAUAGAGGAUAGUAGAAUGUACGAAUGUAAAUCCAAGAGUUUUAACUAUAGGAGACUUCCCACCACCUCCGUUAUCAUUGCUUUCUAUAACGAAGCCUGGUCGACUUUGCUCCGCACCAUCCACAGUGUUUUAGAAACUUCUCCUGCAGUUCUUUUGAAGGAGAUCAUCUUAGUCGAUGACUUGAGUGACAGAGUUUAUUUGAAGGCACAACUUGAAACUUAUAUCAGCAAUCUCGAUAGAGUUCGCUUGAUUAGAACGAAUAAGCGGGAGGGGCUGGUUAGGGCCCGCCUGAUUGGGGCCACUUUUGCCACUGGGGAUGUUCUUACUUUCCUGGAUUGUCACUGUGAGUGUAAUUCUGGUUGGUUGGAGCCACUUUUGGAAAGGAUUGGUCAAGAUGAAACAGCAGUUGUUUGUCCUGUUAUAGACACCAUUGAUUGGAAUACUUUUGAAUUCUAUAUGCAGACUGGAGAACCCAUGAUUGGCGGAUUUGACUGGCGCUUAACGUUUCAGUGGCAUUCUGUCCCCAAACAUGAAAGGGACAGGCGGAAAUCGAGAAUUGACCCAAUCAGAUCGCCCACCAUGGCUGGAGGACUGUUUGCCGUCAGCAAGAAAUAUUUUGAGUACCUUGGAACAUAUGACACUGGAAUGGAAGUGUGGGGAGGUGAAAACCUGGAGCUGUCUUUUCGGGUGUGGCAGUGUGGAGGUAAAUUGGAGAUCCAUCCGUGUUCCCACGUGGGCCACGUAUUCCCCAAGCGGGCACCAUAUGCUCGGCCCAAUUUCCUGCAGAAUACUGCUCGGGCAGCGGAAGUGUGGAUGGAUGAGUACAAAGAGCAUUUCUACAAUCGAAACCCUCCAGCAAGGAAAGAAGCCUAUGGCGAUAUUUCCGAAAGAAAAUUACUACGCGAAAGGCUGAAGUGCAAGAGCUUUGACUGGUAUUUGAAAAAUGUGUUUUCAAAUUUACACGUUCCAGAGGAUAGGCCAGGCUGGCACGGAGCUAUUCGCAGUAUGGGGAUCUCUUCUGAAUGUUUAGAUUAUAAUUCCCCUGACAACAACCCCACAGGUGCUAACCUUUCACUAUUUGGAUGCCAUGGUCAAGGAGGCAAUCAAUUCUUUGAAUAUACUUCAAACAAAGAAAUAAGGUUUAAUUCUGUGACAGAGUUAUGUGCAGAGGUUCCUGAGCAAAAAAAUCAUGUCGGAAUGCAACAUUGCCCAAAAGAUGGGUUCCCUAUUCCAGCGAACAUUAUUUGGCAUUUUAAAGAAGAUGGAACCAUUUUUCAUCCACACUCAAGACUGUGUCUUAGUGCUUAUCGGACACCAGAGGGCCAACCUAAUGUCCAGAUGAGAACUUGUAAUGCUCUAGAUAAAAAUCAAAUCUGGAAGUUUGAGAACUAGAAGAGCACAAUAGCACUUUGGUCCUGAGCUGAGGAUAUAUUCAGGGGAGUCAGAGCCUCACUGAAGAUUAUAUUUUAUCAGCAAUCACCCAGUGGUCAUUUGCGAGAGCGCUGUAUAAUCUGUGGUUCAUUUUGGUGUAGAAUACUGAAACUGGGUGCCCAGAGAGCUGUUGUUUAAUAUUUCAAAGUGCCUUAUAGGUUGCUUUAUUUUAAAGCUCCGUCAAUAUGGUUUUUUACUUCUCCAUAAAGUGGACUGUGAAUUGAAAUACACAAAACAUUUAAGUGCCAGACUUAAUGUUAAAGAAUGUAAAAGUUCAAGCAAAAUGAGGGAUGAUUUAUGUUGGAUGGUUAAACUCUCUGCACGUCCCUUUUUUAAACAAAACUCAUGAGUGCGCAGUUUAGAACUAUUGCUGUUUGGAUUGUACAUAGAAUUUUAAUUUUAGCCGGGACAUUAAAUUUUAGGUUUUGUUUAUUUUUUUAUUCUAGUUUUUCCUUUAAUCAAAUGGAAAUCAAAGAAAGUUGAUUUUUAAGGAGAGAGGCCUGGUUUAGAUAUAUAUGGUAUUAGAAGAGGCCAUUAGUUUGAAUGUGAGUUGCGAGGUCUUUCCAAUACAUAGGAAUCUCAGAAAAAUAUACUGAUACCUGAAUGAAAUGGGAUCUCUACAUUCCACACUUUGUAAACUUGGAGCUACUGGACUUAACUAAUCUAUACUGAUACCUCGAAUCACUCUGAUUUUGUAAGCUGUCCUGUCUGUGAACUUGUUUGUGUGUUAAGGCAUUUUCUGAUUGCACUCCCUUAAGUUGUGAAUGUACUAGAGAGACUCAUUCAGAAUACUGUACUUCCUUCCUUUUGUUAAUGCUUAAUCACUUAAAGUAAAUACAGCCCAGGCCUCUGAAGUUUAACCCAACUGUGUUUACUGAAACGUGUGAAACUGAAAGUGGGUCUGGUUUUUAUAAAGGCUGCAGAACUCUUCCACAGAGUUCUUGUUGAUAAGGGCAUUUAAGGAUUUAUCUUAAGAAAAUAAGGAAAAAAGACUCCUCCACAAUUGUGAACGCUGCCUUCCAGCUUGUUUUCAGCACCUACCACCGAGCCUGGCACUCAGGCAGCUUUCAGGAAGUAGGAGGAUGAAUAACUGAGUGAAUAAAUGAAUGGCUCAGCCAAGGAAUGUGACUUUGGUCAAGUCUUUUGACCAAAUGACUCUGUUUGUGCCUCAGUUUUCUUAUCUGUAAAAGGUGGGUGCUGGAUUAGAUCUUGACAAUCCCGUUCAGCUCUGAAACGUUAUGAUUGUACGUUACACCCUUCUCAGAUUCAGUCGUUGUGCAAUCUUUACAAGACUUUAUCUCCUCACUUUUAACACAGGUAAUAACACAGGUAAUGUUGUUGAGCAACAUUCAAUCCAGUUAUGAAGCUGGAAAAGAAAUGGUUUUAAAACUCAAGUGAGCUGAGCUCACUUAAAGUGGUUUAUUCUGAAUUGAAUGGAAAGUUGUUGUGGUCAGUGUUUGUAUUAAUUUCAUUUUGACAAUUGAUGAACCAAGUUUUGUUUUUAUCUUUAAUCUUUCAGACUCUAAAAAUAAUCUGUCCUUUGGGAUAAGAAUAUAAAUAUUUCCCAAACUAAAUUAUUUGACAAGUAAACCUACUUAAACAAGAGUAUUUUUAGUGGUUUUAUUCGAAUGUUAUAUCCAGAAAUGACAGGCUAAAUUUAGAAUUAAAUCUCAAUUAGUUCACAGUAUUCAUAAGUAGUUUUCUGUGUCUACUCAAAGACUUAGAGAGUAGGAACGUCACAAAAUCUGAAUUCAAGAAAAAUUUUUAGGCUAGCCAUUUCAAAAAGUAAAAUUGCUGUGUAUCUUGAAUAUUUUGUUUUUUAUUUCUUAAAAUUAAAAUGUGUUAAUAAAUUUCUGCAAGUUAUCUGCCGCUGUAAGGUUUAUCAAAGAAUUGUUCAGAUUUCAUGUGCAAUGUGCAUGGCCCUGGGUGUGAUUUAAGGAGAGUUUAUCAUGCUCCUAAUUUUACCAAAGGGCUGAGUGACAACAGCUAUUUUCCUAAACCCACCCUCUUCCCUUGCUCAGUCUGCCCUUUUGUAAAAUUAAAUCUUCCUUUCUUUUUAAAUUUAUUUGUGUUGUUCUUCUUAGCCCACUAUCAAGUGGGAGAACUAAAAUCGAUAUAUUCUGGAAGUACUUAUUGGAAUUAUUUUUAUUCUAGUAUCUUGCUGCUCAUAUCAAAAGGGAAAGAGAACAUUGAAAAGUAAAGUAGUACAUAAUUCUUUAUUUACUUUUUGUCUGAAUUGCAACGUGUUACCCAUUAAUCUUUUUGAAAGAAAUUUUAGGCCAGUGCUUUAUUUAUAUCAAUAAUUCGAAACAGGCUGUUUAUUCCUCACAAUAGUGUAGGUAACAGAAGAAUCACUUUCACAUUUUCACAUAUAGGCAUUUCCAAUUUAAUUUCAAAAACACUAAAAAUACAAAUAAAAUAUAUUUUGAUGCCCUACUUCUAAUUUAUUGGUACCAAAGGUUUCUUUUACUGUAGGCAAUUAAAAGUUGACUUUUUAAGUUAAUGUACUUGCUUGAUAACAGUUUUAGUAAAAUAGUUGGUAGACAAGAGGUUUCAACUUUAAAUGAUCACCACUAUGUCAUUUAGUUUCCAGUUCUAUGAAUAGUUUCACUAGUCAUUUUUAGAAGUCAUUAAAAAAAAUAAGCUAGUCGUCUGCAGGAUCUCUAUAACUCAAAAUACCUUGUUUGUAAGGGAGAAUUUGUCUACUUACCCAGUGGUAGGCUCAUGAGUGUUCAUUAUAUGUUGGCAGAUCAAACUUCCCUAGGUUGAAGACAAAGGAUUGUUUUUAAGUUGGGUAGUCCUAUUUGGUUUAGGGUCUCAGUUUUAAGUAAUAAACUACUUAGUUUUGACUUGUCUUUUUGAAUUGCUGUUUUAAUAAUAUUUUUAAAUGAGCACAGAGAAUGUUGAGGUUCAGAUUAAUCUCUUUUGAAUGAAUGUUUUUCUGUAUUGUGAGCGGUUUCCAUCCAUUUUUCCUUUUGUUAAUGGUAUUUGCAAUAUUGAUUAAGAUAUAUAAAAUAAAAUGUGUGCCUAAUUAUUUUUGCAAAUGGAUUCUGAUGAUUUUAGUCUAUGGGGUCACUGUUUCUGUGUACAUAUUUGUUGAUGGGGAACAGAAGUAAGUUAAGCUUGUAAUUCUUUAACUUAUUUGAAAAUGAGGACAGUAGAAUAUUAAAAAGUCAUGUUU